Messenger RNA from Varroa destructor (honeybee mite), 2523 nucleotides. RefSeq names its product DNA polymerase epsilon subunit 4-like. Gene Ontology annotation, biological process: DNA-templated DNA replication. NCBI's taxonomy places the organism in Eukaryota, Metazoa, Arthropoda, Arachnida, Mesostigmata, Varroidae. Gene Ontology annotation, cellular component: epsilon DNA polymerase complex; nucleus. Gene Ontology annotation, molecular function: protein heterodimerization activity. The record is from RefSeq and is a predicted model, not a curated record.
AUACUGCAACAGCUGAGCAUGAUAAACGUCGCAUGAUUCAGGUUAAACAUAAAUACUUGGAUCGCUAUACUGAUUAAGAGAAUACCCAGGUUUUUAAUACAUUUUGGAAAAAAAAUCUAAAUCUAGCAAUUUGAACAAGAUGAGCGAAGAAGUCGGUCUGGUUUCUACGGAGGAAGCCACUGACGUAGAGCCGCAGGAUAAAAGCAAUGAGAAACUUCUUAAGUUACCCUUCUCCAAAAUCCGGACAAUUAUGAAGCUUGAUCCUGAUUUUAAUGGAGCUUCAGUAGAGGCAGUAUUUCUCAUCGCAAAAGCCACGGAACUUUUCAUCGAGGCAUUGGCGAAGGAGACCUGUAACUUUACUCAGCAAAACAAAAAAAAAACUGUGCAAAAGAGGGAUGUAGAUUCUGCUGUGGAUUCUGUUGAAGCGUUUAGCUUUCUGGAAGGAUGCCUUGAGUAGACGUAAGCAAAGAUUUUAUAGUACUUUUGUUUCGGUAGCUUAAUAUGAGUAAUAAACAUGACUAUCUAUUUAAAAAAGACAAUUUUUUUGGCGUAUUCACUUUACCUUUAUUAUUAAUGCCACUUGCUAUUCAGGCGGCAUUAAACGGUGAUAGCAUAGCAGGCUAUUUACGCAAAGAAAAUAUAUAUUUAGAUUAUACGACCCCGUCAGUUGGCUGUUGGAUUAGCAAAAGCUCUGUGCUAGAAAUGGUAGCACCUAAUGUCUUGUACUGGAAUUCUCUGUUUAAAUAAAAUAAUAAUAAUUUUUCAAUAAAAAAUCGAACAAUAGCAAUGAUUUAUAAUAAUGAUAACGACUCUAUAGUUGGAAUUUAAUUCGAAAAUGAUAGAAACUCAAUUUUUUUCUCCGACAGGUUCUGGGUUUGAAAAUAAUCUCAAUUGGCUUAAUAGCACAACGACUUUUUUGCAAGGUCUUUUUAGAUGCUGUUUUAUUUUUUUUAAGUUGUGCUUCGUAUUGAACGAAGCUCCGACCGCGUACAUAGUCAUAUUUUUAAACGGAGCUAUUGCCACAGAUGGGUUAGUAUUGGAUCGGCUGUAGUUGAAUGUUAUUGUUGUUCUUUUAAAUAGCAAUAAUAAAUAAUUUUAGUAGUAGUUGAAUUUCAUAUCGUUGAAUCAUUGCCAUCGUACUCAGAGAUUCAAGUUCCUCACAGACACUCUGAGAGACCUCGAAUUUCUUUUCGGCUAUCUUUAGCUAGCUGGAGAAUUCUCUUGAUUAAGAGCAUUCACAUUAUCCUCUUAUAUGUGUAUAUUUUUUUUAAGGCAUGUAUAUUAUAACUGGCGUGCAUCGCAACUUGGCAGCAGUGUUUGCUUAGACGUUAUCAAUUAAAUAGUGUAAAUCUUCCUGUGCUAAAAGUUAUAUGGUAACGUACGCAGACGGAAUGGUUGCCUUUCAUCACCAUAUCUAUAAUAGUUCGUUCGCAACUGCAACGUAGCUUAGCCCUGUCAGAGCAUACUUCAAAAAUGGUAUCCAACUUACCUGUAGGCUUAAAACCUGCAACCAUAAAAAUGCAAAAAGGUUUUCUAUGAAAAACGAUUUUGAAUACUUACCCCCAAUCCUUUUAGUUAGCUAUCUUGUAGUUUUUGGAAGCGAUAGAAGGUGGCUCCAACAAAAGAUAGUUUUUUUUUCUUAUUUCGCUGUAUCAUAGAAAUAUAUUUUAGAUUAAUAUUAAUCUAACAAAACACAAAAAAACAUGUGUUUAUAUUUCAAGGGACGUUUUCUUUCCUUGGCUUCUUUUCUUUAUUAACUUUGACUUAUUUUGUAGAAGCCACCUUCCCUUUGUCGGUACCAAUCUGACAGCUGAAUAGGGUUACAUAGAUAGUUCAGAACUUUCAGAUGAUUUUCUUCUAUCUCACUCCUGUUGUCGUCGUGCAAUUGAAUUCGUGCCACCCUCGAGCACGACGACAACUCUUCAGUCUCUAUCUGACUAAACGUUCCACAUUGCCUGCGCGCUAGAUUCGCCGCUAUCUUGUAGACCAUGGUGUUCAAGAUCCUCGUCCUAGGCAUCUCGCAUUGAAUUCGCAGACGCUUUUCAUUUUGUUGCAUUCUUCAUCCUUUUCCUCUCACUCUAUUUUCGCCUCGGCCCUCUCUUCUUUACCAGAUCUUCCAACGUACCCAUCUGCGCUUGUCCUACCUAGUCUAGUUUAUGAACCUAUCUAGCCGUCCCGUUGUUGUUAAUAUCUUCAAUUAUUAAUUAGCUGUAUAUCGUAGGGUCGCUUAUUGCGACAUGAUUAUAACAGUACAGAUUCAUGCCAUGGAUAGUAAUGUUUUCGUUUUUGUUGGAACAAUUCAGCGACUAAUACUGAACAUCCGAUGCAAAUUUCGAACGUUCUAUUAGCCGAGAUUCCCUUGUCAGUGUGAGAGACGUUUAGUUUUGAAUCAUUAUAGGUGCCUAGUUUUGCUAUAUACUCUAGUUAGGUUUUGUUUGAUGUUUUUUUUUUAUAACCGACGUUGAUUUCUCGAACCUUCAAUCAUCACAAUAAUUUGCAGUUAAUCAGUUAUUGGCGCGUUAU